Molecule: messenger RNA, 1872 nt
Organism: Andrographis paniculata
Lineage: Eukaryota; Viridiplantae; Streptophyta; Magnoliopsida; Lamiales; Acanthaceae
Product: signal recognition particle 54 kDa protein, chloroplastic
Exons: 16
Coding region: 57-1748 (563 amino acids)
Biological process (GO): SRP-dependent cotranslational protein targeting to membrane
Cellular component (GO): signal recognition particle
Molecular function (GO): ATP hydrolysis activity; 7S RNA binding; GTP binding
Source: RefSeq, a predicted model, not a curated record
CGAACAGAUUACUCUGAGGAUAAAAAUCUGCCUGAGGAUUUUGCUUGCAGGCGUUCAUGGAGGUUUCUGCUCAAUUUUCGGCCGUUGCUUCCCGCCCUUCUUUGUCUCUGCUGGUACCUAAAUUCCCUCGCCGUGGCUACGGAUUCUCGACGAGCUUCGCGUGCUCGGCUCAGUUCUCGUCGUUUUGCUGCGGGAAUUCUUUCACUAGAGAGGUAUGGCGAUCGGUGAAUUACAAGAGUGGUGUUGUUCAAGUAAGGGAAAUGCGAGGCGUGGUGAGAGCUGAAAUGUUUGGGCAAUUGACUAGUGGACUGGAAGCUGCUUGGAGCAAGCUCAAGGGAGAAGAGGUCUUGACUAAGGAAAACAUCGUGGAGCCUAUGAGAGACAUCAGAAGAGCUCUCUUAGAAGCUGAUGUUAGUCUUCCUGUCGUCAGGAGAUUCGUUCAGGCAGUAAGCGAUCAAGCAGUUGGCACUGGAGUGAUCCGAGGGGUUAGGCCAGACCAGCAAUUAGUUAAGAUUGUGCAUGACGAGCUUGUGAAACUAAUGGGAGGAGAAGUUUCUGAAUUGGUGUAUGCAAAAUCUAAACCAACUGUGAUUUUGUUGGCUGGAUUGCAAGGUGUUGGAAAAACAACUGUCAGCGCAAAGCUGGCUUUAUAUUUAAAAAAACUGGGAAAGAAUUGUAUGCUAAUUGCUGGCGAUGUUUACAGACCAGCUGCCAUUGAUCAGUUGGUUAUUUUAGGUGAACAGGUCGGAGUACCUGUUUAUGCAGCAGGAACUGAUAUUAAACCCGCUGAAAUAGCAAAGCAAGGUUUAGCAGAGGCCAGGAAAAAUAAUGUAGAUGUGGUAAUAAUGGAUACUGCAGGAAGGCUCCAGAUAGAUAAAACAAUGAUGGAUGAGCUGAAGGAUGUCAAAAGAGUACUAAAUCCCACAGAAGUUUUGCUAGUUGUGGAUGCCAUGACUGGCCAGGAAGCUGCUGCCUUGGUCACAACAUUCAAUGUUGAAAUUGGAAUUACGGGUGCCAUUUUAACAAAGCUAGACGGGGAUUCUAGAGGUGGUGCUGCCUUGAGUGUGAAAGAGGUGUCAGGGAAGCCAAUAAAGCUUGUAGGAAGAGGGGAGCGUAUGGAGGACCUUGAACCUUUCUAUCCAGAUCGAAUGGCGGGUCGUAUUUUAGGAAUGGGCGAUGUUCUAUCUUUCGUGGAGAAAGCCCAAGAAGUUAUGCGCCAAGAGGACGCAGAAGAACUGCAGAAGAAAAUCAUGAGCGCAAAAUUUGAUUUCAAUGACUUCUUGAAGCAAACACGAGCCGUUGCACGGAUGGGUUCGAUGUCCCGUGUUAUUGGAAUGAUGCCUGGCAUGGGGAAGAUUACCCCUGCGCAAAUUCGAGAAGCAGAAAAGAACGUUGCAGUAAUGGAAUCUAUGAUCGAAGCAAUGACCCCAGAGGAACGGGAAAAGCCCGAACUGUUAGCAGAAUCGCCUGAAAGGAGGAAAAGAGUUGCUCAAGAUUCUGGGAAAACCGAGCAACAGGUGAGUCAAAUUGUUGCUCAACUUUUCCAAAUGCGCGUGCGUAUGAAAAACUUAAUGGGCGUAAUGGAAGGCGGAUCACUUCCCUCAAUGAGCAAUCUCCAGGAGGCCCUAAAGGAAGAACUAAAGGCUCCCCCGGGCACUGCAAGAAGAAAGAGAAAAUCCGAGUCGAGGAAGCAGUUUGUAGAUUUGUCUCCAAGAACAAGCCCCCGAGGAUUUGGGGCAAAGAAUUGACCAGCUUCGACUAUCGUUUUAGUUGAUUGAGUUCCUACUGUUAAUGGUGGCGCGGCGGCCGGUUUUCGAUCGUCAGUCAGAGGGGCCGGAUAGUGAUUCAAUAAAGGUAUUUUGCAUUUAUGAA